AUGCCCGAUGAAGCAUCGUACCAGGUGUUCAACUAUGUGGCGGACUGCUUCAUCAGCGUUCCGGUUGCCGGUCGCGACGAGGAGAAUACGUGCGAGUACGUCUGCCGGUGGGUUUGCCAACAGCUGAAAAUUAAACCGGUGGUAUUCGCGCUCGUCGGGUUGCGAGUCCAUGGAGAAAAAUGGUUUCUGGCCGGUUGCAGCCGUCCGUCGACGGACAAGAAGUACGAUUUUCGGCUUCGCUUCAAGAUUCCCGAUCUGUCCUGCCUGAAAGCGCUCGAUCAAGAGCUCUUCAACUACUACUACAGCCAGCUACGGUACGAUCUCCUGCACAACCGCAUUCCGGAGAUUGAUUACCGCAAGUACAAGAACAAAAUACUCGGCUAUGUCGUAAACGAUAUGUACCGGAAGAUCAUCGAGGACAAGGUCGGUCUGAACGAGCUGAAACGCGACUUCGAGAAGUACAUCCCGCGAAAGAUUAGCCGGGAGCAUUCGGUGUGUUUCGUCAACGUUGCCCAAAAGCGAAUAUUCGAAUCACUCAACUCCAUCCAGAACAGAGAUCAUGACGUUAACUACGUGAAGAACGUCUAUAUCAACGAUAUCGAUAACAUCGCACCGGGCUAUCUGUAUGAGGAGUAUGCCGCCGAAAUUCAGUAUCCGAGAGGCGAGUUCAGUUCCCGAACUGGCAAGUGUCCGGUAAAGCUACGGUUUCAACCUUACGGUACGACCCUGUCCACGCGCGACACGACCAAGUACGGUUCCACCGGCGGUGGACUGGAGCGAACGUUGGAGCAUGAAGAUGCCACGACCACACCCGGACUGAAGGUGUUUUUUGCCAGCAAGUGGCAACAUGUGACGAACAUCGAUGAAAUACUCACCAUACUGGUAGAAAAGCUGACGGUGAAACUCGCACUGGAAGACCAGUCGGAACCGUACUGUAUAGACUUUCACGAUCAGACUGAAUUGAACUCUUUCGUAACCUGUCUAGCCGGUUACUAUAGGUUAAUGUGCAAAUGGACCGUGUAUAUAUGUCAGGACUAUCUUUCCUCGCCGAUGCUCAACGUGCUGAAGGAACUAAAGUGCCACGGGCCGAUCGGCGGGAAAUAUUCCACUGACAAAAUUCGGGAAAAGAAUAGCAGCUGCGGCGCUUGCAUUAUACGGCAGUGCGAGGAGCAGUACGAUACCUAUUAUGUCGAUAUGCUAGAAACUGAUGGACUGAUAAAAACGUACAAGCUUAUCCACACCGAAGAUCAGUGGCACGUGCAGGACGAGAAGGAAGAGCAGGUGUAUCGAUACAACCAGCUGACCGAAGCGCUGAAGAGCCUCAACCCUGAGAUAACGAGCGUCUACCGAUUGCCGCCGUCAGACAACGAUACCGCACCCAAUCUGUUACUUUGCCGACCGACCGUAAAGUCCUCCCCGAAGCGUUUGUUGCGCGGUGGAACGCAGGAACUGGGACAAAAGCGGGCCUGUAUCAUCAAUGCCGCGAAGGAACUAGUUAUCAAUCGCUCUCCCGUGGAAGACGAAAGCGAUGGUUUCACGAAACGUACGCGUGCGGACUUUUUGCUGCCUAACAAUAGCAAGAUGGAGGUGACACUUAAAUUACUGAAAAACGAGAAGGAGGGAGAAUUUCUUAAGGACUUUUUGCAGGUGGCCGGCCAGUGGGCAACGAUCGAUUCGAUCGAUAUCAUUAAGCUUUACGGUAUGACCGUAUGCAAGCCGAUCACGAUGGUGCUGGAAUAUGCGCGUUACGGUCGGUUGGAUGAGUUUCUGCGUACGCGUCGCACCACGGUACGACCAACCGCGUUGAUCGAGAUAGGCCAUUCGCUUGCCCGUGCGCUUUACUAUCUGCAGAAACAUGGCAUCGUCCACGGGAACAUUCGGUGCUCGUCCAUGUUGGUCACCCAGUACGAUGAUGGGGAGCAGCGCGUUCUUGCCAAGCUCGGUGAUCCGGGCAUGCACGGGCAGCGCCGGUUGACGAAGCACGACCUUCUGUGGAUACCGUACGAGUAUCAGGAUCUCAGCGAACACAGUGUCGCCAGCUUGCGGCAAGAUCCGGCCACGGAUGUGUGGGCCUGCACCUCGACGCUGUGGGAAAUAUUUAGCCGAGGCAUCAAGAUGCACGUGUACAAGCCGGCUGAAUUUCUGCCCUCGCGCAAAUGGCUCCAGACGAUGCCACCGGAGCUGAAGGAUUCGAAGCAGAUUUACGAAUGUUUAAGCUGUGGCUGGCAUGCGGAUCCCGACAAACGGAUUGCACCGCAAACGAUCGUCGGGCUGCUGGUUCAUGCACGUCAAUUAGAUGGAAGCUAUUGUACGGUAGGAAAUGGGCACGUUAACGGUCAUUCGACAAGUAACAUGCUGAAUGGAUCUGAAUUCAAAAAUAGUAUCCUAUCUAUGGAAACGAAUUCCACACUGGUUCGUUCGCGCACCGACUGCACCUCUUCGUCGUAUGUCAGCAACGGAAGUGAUAGCGAGCUGCGUAGUAACGCGUCUAGUGGAAGCAGCUCGCUACCGCUGCUCUCAAACCCCAUGAGUCGUUUCAGUGGCGACUCGUACUACGAGAAAACAUUUGUUAACUGCUCCGACUAUAUAGAGCUUAGUAGCAGCGAACGAAUCUUCUUUCAUAACAUACUUGGCGAGGGCAAUUAUGGGCGCGUGUACCGUGGAACGUUCGAGCGAGACAACCAGGCACCGAGAGAGGUCGCACUGAAAACGAUCUACGACGAUCGACCCGACCUGAGUCGUGUGAGAGACGAUUUUAAGCGUGAGGUCGAUAUCAUGAAAAGUUUGCGACACAUCAACAUUGUGGAGUUUAUUCGUUUUUACGAGGAGCAAGACAAACUCAUUGUGGUGAUGGAGUACGUACCCAUGGGUUCACUACUGACGUACCUCGGGUACAAGCGAUACGAUCUGAAGGAACCGGAUCUGCUAUGGAUGGCGCGGGAUAUUGCAAAUGGUAUGCAUUAUCUGUUUGAGAAGAAGAUAGUCCACCGUGAUCUAGCGGCACGUAACAUUCUGGUGGAGAGCAGGAAGUGUGUAAAAAUAUCGGACUUUGGUCUGGCACAAGUUACCGAGGGAAGCAAUUACUAUGUAGCGCGACACAGCCGAGAACUGCCGAUACGCUGGUACGCACCGGAAACGCUCGAAACGCAGAAAUAUUCCUUCCAAUCGGACGUCUGGUCGUUCGGUGUGACAUUGUACGAAAUGUUCACAUACGGCAAUAGGCCCUACGCACACGUGGAGCUGAAAAGUGCGGCUCAGUUGUAUCAACUGUUGCAGCGAGAGACUAAGAUAUUACAGCUUCCAGAACCGUUUUCGUACGUGUACGAUAAGCUUAUGGCACCCUGCUUUAAGCGUAACCCACACGAGCGGAUGACCUUCAGCGAGCUGCUUGAGGAGCUGAACGACAUGAUAAAUCAGUAUGGUGAACCGAUUAAUUAGGUGUGCAAUAUACGCGGAUAUGGGCCCAAAAAUGCUCUACGACUCAUGUUAGAAUCAUGUGAAUAACUUAAGAUAUUGCUGCCGUAUCGGUACAAGCGAACGUUUAGAUCAAACGGAACAGAUAUCUGAAAUGAAUUUAAAUUAGUGCUAGGAAUUAACGAAGGUCCAGCUCUGCAGUUUGGAGUUGAUGUAAGAUCUGUAUUUUAAACACACAGAAUAGGGUCACAGAACCGUGACAAACAUACACUGUGCGGCGGUGUGAUGCGUCUGAAUUGAUAGUAGUGUAUAGAUAAUAGAUCGCCACCGCUGCAUAAUCAGACAUACACGCCGCCAUGGUUAUUGUAUCGUGACUAAAUGGUUGUUACAAAGUCGUCCUGCCUAACGCUGCGCUUUCAGUUGUUUACGAUUUGCACGCACUGAUGCUAUAUACUCACACCUUUCGAAUGUUGUCAAUUUUGAUGAUCAUUAGAGACACUGCUAUUUGUUGUGCAAUGUAGAAAAGCGACGGCAACAACAAAAUAACACACAUUCGCACUUAUAGUGACGAAAAAAAACUAUUGAAUGAUGUUUUAGCCGUUUCUGCGCCCAGCAAAGUUGACGAAAGAAUAGAAAAGGAAAAAAAGCCUGCUGGUGUACGGCAUCCUUUAGUUGCGCAGGUAAAUUGCGCAAAGCACCAGGGUGGGUAAGCGAUGUACCGUCAGUAUGCUGCAAUAGUGGCCAGGUGGUGUUGUAGCAUCGUUAACGUUACUCCUACCGCGUGAUGUAUAGACAGGGAGUAUCGGACGAUGCGGUGUUGGCGUAUGGUAGCAAUACCUUUUAAUGUUGUGAAGCACCAGGUGUAUGACCUACUAAAGAUUCGCUAUAGAUUAAUCGUAACUGUUGGAGAAAAAUGAUGCAUCGCUGCAUUGCUACUGAGAAGUGGCAAAACCGUGCACAUCCCAACUUGAACCGGUCGAUCUUGACGAACCCAUAACUUGCGCAAUAUCGAUGAAGUACACGCAUGCCAAGCUAAAGCACGCAACAGUAUUGAUCGUGUGGGACGAGGUGUCGAUGGAAAGCCGGUACGUGCUCGAGGCA
This is a messenger RNA of Anopheles moucheti, 4515 nucleotides long. It is a transcript of the gene hop, whose product is annotated as tyrosine-protein kinase hopscotch. The transcript is spliced from 13 exons. Gene Ontology annotation, biological process: hemopoiesis; cytokine-mediated signaling pathway; intracellular signal transduction. Gene Ontology annotation, molecular function: non-membrane spanning protein tyrosine kinase activity; cytokine receptor binding; ATP binding. NCBI's taxonomy places the organism in Eukaryota, Metazoa, Arthropoda, Insecta, Diptera, Culicidae. The record is from RefSeq and is a predicted model, not a curated record. Gene Ontology annotation, cellular component: cytoskeleton; membrane; cytosol. Bases 1 to 3438 code for a protein of 1145 amino acids.